Oxyura jamaicensis (ruddy duck) is the source of this 5466-nucleotide messenger RNA. RefSeq names its product phosphorylase kinase regulatory subunit alpha 2 (gene PHKA2). The record is from RefSeq and is a predicted model, not a curated record. Gene Ontology annotation, cellular component: phosphorylase kinase complex. Gene Ontology annotation, molecular function: calmodulin binding. Lineage: Eukaryota; Metazoa; Chordata; Aves; Anseriformes; Anatidae. Bases 156 to 3773 code for a protein of 1205 amino acids. The transcript has 31 exons. Gene Ontology annotation, biological process: glycogen metabolic process.
GGCCAGGUAGAGCCGUGCCGCCCCUCUGGGCCGCGGCGCUGCCCCCGCCCCGGGCGCCGAGGGGAGGCGGCUCCGGGCCCCGCCCGCGGCCGCCGCCAUCUCCUGCUGCCGCCGCGCCGAGCGCGGCCGGGGGCUGAGGGCGGCCGGCAGCGGCCAUGAGGAGCCGCAGCAACUCGGGGGUGCGCCUGGACGGCUACGCCCGCCUGGUCCAGCGGACCAUCCUCUGCCACCAGAAUCCAGUAACAGGGCUGCUUUCAGCUGGUACAGACCAUAAGGAUGCUUGGGUACGGGACAACGUCUACAGCAUCCUGGCGGUGUGGGGGCUCGGGAUGGCGUACCGAAAGAACGCAGACCGGGACGAGGAUAAGGCCAAAGCAUACGAACUUGAGCAGAAUGUUGUGAAGCUGAUGCGGGGGCUCUUACAGUGCAUGAUGAGACAGGUAGAUAAGGUAGAGAAGUUCAAAUGCACACAGAGUACCAAAGACUGUCUGCACGCCAAGUAUAACUCAGCUACUUGUGCCACGGUGGUUGGAGAUGACCAGUGGGGACAUCUGCAAGUAGAUGCUACUUCACUUUAUCUGCUCUUCUUGGCACAGAUGACUGCAUCAGGAUUACGUAUCAUCUUCACCCUUGAUGAAGUUGCCUUUAUUCAGAAUCUUGUUUUUUACAUAGAAGCUGCCUACAAAGUUGCUGAUUAUGGCAUUUGGGAACGUGGUGAUAAGACAAACCAGGGCAUCCCUGAACUGAACGCGAGCUCCGUAGGGAUGGCCAAAGCUGCUUUGGAAGCAAUAGAUGAACUAGAUCUUUUUGGAGCUCAUGGAGGGCACAAAUCAGUGAUUCAUGUUCUUCCUGACGAAGUAGAACACUGUCAGUCUAUACUUUACUCCAUGUUGCCAAGGGCAUCCACGUCAAAGGAGAUAGAUGCUGGCCUUCUCUCUAUUAUUUCUUAUCCGGCUUUUGCAGUGGAGGAUAUAAACCUGGUUAAUGUAACCAAGAGCGAAAUCAUUUCCAAACUGCAGGGCCGCUAUGGCUGCUGUCGUUUUCUCCGGGAUGGAUACAAGACACCCAGAGAGGAUCCAAGCAGGCUGCACUAUGAUCCUGCUGAGCUCAAGCUGUUUGAGAAUAUUGAAUGCGAGUGGCCAGUGUUCUGGACAUACUUCCUAAUUGAUGGUGUAUUUAAUGAGGACAAAAUUCAGGUAGAAGAGUACAGAGAGGCUUUGGAAGGAAUACUUAUUAGAGAAAAGAAUGGAAUAGUUCUAAUGCCUGAGCUGUACGCAGUCCCUCCAGAAAAGGUAGACGAGGAGUAUGAAAAUCCUCACUCAGUGGAUCGUGUCCCCAUGGGAAAGCUGCCUCACCUUUGGGGCCAGUCAAUGUAUGUCCUUAGCUGCUUACUAGCAGAGGGAUUUCUGGCUGCAGGUGAAAUUGAUCCCUUAAACAGAAGAUUUUCCACUGGAUUUAAACCUGAUGUUGUGGUACAAGUAACUAUUCUGGCAGAAUCUAAUCAAAUUAAGAAUUUAUUGCAAGACCAUGGAAUCAAUGUUCAGAGCAUUGCUGAUAUCCAUCCACUGAGAGUGCAACCAGCCCGCAUCCUGAGUAAUCUCUACACCAAGUUGGGUAGGAAUGAGAACAUGAAAUUAAGUGGACGUCCACAUCGACACAUUGGAGUGCUGGGUACCUCCAAGCUGUACGUGAUAAGAAAUCAAAUUUUUGCCUUUACCCCUCAGUUUACUGACCAGCAUCACUUCUAUCUGGCUCUAGACAAUCAGAUGAUUGUGGAGAUGCUCAAGACAGAGCUGGCUUACCUCACUUCUUGUUGGAGGAUGACAGGGAGACCAACCCUGACGUUUCCCAUCACCCACACGAUGCUUGUUGACGAUGGUACUGACAUUCAUCCAGCGGUUCUUGCCACCAUACGAAAAUUAGAGGAUGGUUAUUUUGGAGGUGCAAGGGUGAAGAUAGGCAAGCUGUCAGAAUUUCUUACCACCUCUUUUCAUACGCAUCUGAGCUUUUUGGAUCCAGACUGUGACGUAAAACUGUUUGAUGACCCUAAUGAAGGCCGUUGUAGCCCUGACAGUGAAUAUGGAGGUUAUCCAGCAGAUUUCUGUGAAAAAGAAAGCCAGGAUGAGCUGGAUCAGUAUAUAAAUGAUAUCUUGCAGAGCACAGCACUGAAAUCAUACCUGCCUCCAACUUCAAAGACUGCUAAUCAACCACCCGUGUUCAGUGCAAACCAUUCCACACACGAGAUACUGUCGAUAAUGGCCAAGGCAAAGGGUUUGGAGAUUCCAGCUGUUUCCAUGUCUCUUCCGACUAAAGUUCUGAACACACACCGGAAGUCUCUGAAUCUUGUUGAUACUCCCCUUUCCUUUGACAGAAGGGACUCUGAAAAUGUCUUGAACUUACCUAAAGAUGCUCAUGGUGAUUUGGAUUGCAGGAAGCUUGUUGAGCAUCUCAACGAAUGCCCAACGCUCCAUGAUCAAGCAGAUAUCUUAUAUAUCUUGCAUAUAGUCAAAGGCCCUGACUGGGAUACAGAGCUGAACGGACAAUAUGGCGUCACUGUUCAUUGCCUGCUCAACGAGCUCUACAGAAAGGCAGGCCUCAAUCAGGAGUGGGGGUUAAUCCGUUAUAUUUCUGGUAUACUUAAAAAGAGAGUGGAAGUCCUGGCAGAGGCAUGCACAGACCUCCUGUCACACCACAAGCAACUUACUGUGGGCCUGCCACCAGAACCCCGCGAGAAAAUCAUUACCACCCCCCUGCCACCUGAGGAGCUCAUAGAUCUUAUUUAUGAAGCCAGUGGCCAAGACAUCAGUAUUGCCGUCCUGACACAGGAAAUAAUUAUGUACUUGGCAAUGUACGUUCGAUCACAGCCUAGUCUUUUCAUGGAGAUGCUCAGGCUCCGCAUCGGUCUGAUAAUUCAGGUGAUGGCCACUGAGCUGGCUCGAAGUCUGAAAUGCUCAGGUGAAGAAGCUUCAGAGAGUUUGAUGAAUCUAAGCCCCUUUGAUAUGAAAAAUCUCCUACAUCAUAUUCUCAGUGGAAAAGAGUUUGGUGUGGAAAGAAGCUUGCGACCUAUGGAUUCCUCUUCAUCUAGCCCUGCGAUUUCUAUUCAUGAGAUGGGGUAUUCUGGAGCAACCAAAACGGGAAGAAGUGGUAUUACUAAAUUAAAGAGCGAGAUGAAGCAGAGGGGCAGCACUCCACCAUCUCCCACCAGCACUUCUCCUACUGGCUCUGACAGAGACAUCAGCUGGGGGGACCGCAAAGGGCAGUGGCUGCGCAGGAGGAGGCUUGAUGGUGCCAUUAACAGAGUUCCUGUUGGCUUCUAUGAGAAAGUGUGGAAGAUCCUUCAGAAGUGUCACGGUUUGUCCAUUGAUGGGUACGUCCUUCCUUCCUCAACCACCAGAGAGAUGACCCCGUGCGAAAUCAAGUUUGCUGUGCACGUGGAGUCGGUGCUGAACCACGUACCCCAGCCCGAGUACCGGCAGCUCCUGGUGGAAGCUAUUCUCGUCCUUACCUUCCUGUCUGACAUCGAGGUGAACAGCAUCGGGGGAAUCAUCCACGUGGAUCGAAUAGUGCACAUGGCCAACGACCUCUUUCUGCAGGAACUGAAAUCGUUUGGAGCUACCGGUGGUAUCUUGGAGAAAGACAUAGCCACAGGAAUCUGCCACUUUUUUUAUGACAGCGCUCCAAGUGGGGCCUAUGGGACUAUGACAUACCUAACCAAAGCCAUAAUUAUUUAUUUACAGGAUUUCCUGCCUAGCACAGGCUGUGUGAUGCAAUAAGCAGUGUCUCUUGAGGGAGAAAAUGCUGGGAAGCUUUUUCUCCCCAUUUUGCUGCCUCGAACCUCUUGUUUAGUUGCUGCAUGUGUGUGUGCCAUACACUACCUCAGCACUUUACGCGAGUCAUCAUGUUAUGUGCAUGCCUGCCUGCGGGGGACAGGCAGGUGGAACGUGGCUUACUUUUAAGGGAGGGUGUGAGAAAUAACAAAUAAUGAAUCUCAUUCUGCCCAAAGUGCAUAAAUGUAAUUCAUAUUAAAUUAAAAAGAAUUAUACAGCUCUGCCAAGGGAAAAACAGAUUACUCUGUGGAGAUCAAAAGGCAUAAUAAAAUGAGGGAGCUCUAUCUCAGGCAUAAAGGCUCCCAAACAAGGGAAGUGAUGGAAUUCAUUAAUUUUUCCCCUGCUCUCUGUAAACGUACGUCAUCGUGAAUCGCUAAUGCAGUGUGAAACAUCCAGGGAAAUGUAAAUUAGAGGAAUAGGAAUAACUGGAGGUAACCAGCUGGUAUUUUUAAUACACGUUUACCCUGAUUCUCAUCUCGUUUGCACCUAGUUAGUGCAGGGCUAGUGCAGUACAGACAAAUGUCUUACAAUAUCCACUAAUUUGAGAUGAUAGCCUUUCUCAGGAAGCUGCUUCUCUCUUUAAUCUGAACAAAGUGGCUUCCUUCCUGGCAUCCCCAGGGCUUUGCAGGAAAAUCUCAAGACUCCAGCUUCUCCAAGGUGACAGGCAGUUUUAUGCCUGUAAUCCUUUUCUCUGAACGGAGAAAGAUAAACCUCAGCCACCCGAGCACCCUUCCCAAGUCUCCUGAUCCUUUCCCUUGCAAAUAGCCUCGGAGUUCAGAAUGGCAUAAUUGCCACCCUUCCAGCGCAGGGCGAGUUUAUGGAAGGCUUUGAUGUUUUUCUCUUUCUUUUUUUUUCCCUCCUUUUUUUUUCCUUUUGCUAUUAUUUUUUUUCUUUUAAGGCACAUUUAUCAGUCAUGGUUAGGGAUGGGCUCCCUGGUAGUCUCCAUCCAGACAGCUCCCAGGUUUGUGCCUGUGCCAUGAUAAUAAGUUUCAGUGGCUGCUUUGAGCUGCUUUAAGCAGAGAGAGUGUGUGUCAUGCAGGGAAAGAGCUCUGUGGCCACUGCAUCUGAAAACAGAGGUAGGCUGCUUCUGGCAUGGAAAACCCUGCUUCACCCCAGGCACCAGGUGCAAUUUGCUGUGGUUUUAUGCAGUCAUUUGAAAUACCUUGAGGAAAGGAGGGAAAUAAGCCUGUCUCAAUUGCCAGUUGCCAGCACCCGUGGUCCUGGGGAAGGCAAGCUCCAGGCGGCACAGCUGCCACGGAGGCACUGCUGCUGCUACAACAUCUGGGCACUUGCUCAAGAGAGCAAGGGCAGAGCAAUGAGUGUGGGAGGCCUCAGGAGGUGAUUCAGAUUUAGGAGAAUUUGGCAAUCUGAGGGCCCAAGAGCUGCUCGCUCGAUGCUCUGAGAGGCAAGGACUGUGUUAACCACCAUGGGCACUGUGGACCUGUGGAGGGAUUAGCAUAAAGGUACGGUUUGGGUACAACUAGCACACAUGUGGAUGUGGAAGUAAGUUUAUUGGCAUGGUACCUGUUUUUGUUUGUUAGUUUGUUUUUUCUUUGCUAUGCUUUUCCCCUCCUUUUUAUAUGUAUAGUGAGAGAUCACUUAGUGUGUUUCUCAGUAAACAAAUCCUUUGGUUUAAACA